AUGCCGAGCCUUUCAUUGGCACUCCUGCGCCCAGCACAUGGCAUAGCUGGGAGGUGGGCUGUUCGUGGGGUCUGGACGGAGACACCCGGGCCCAAGGAGUCGGAGGUCCGGGACUCCUUUUACGACAGCACAAUUGAGAACGUGCGCUGGGAGGAGGCUUCCAGGGACCAUGGAUGUUGCGCAUCAUGGCCUCGAAGUUCGCUAGCAGGCGACCUGGGCUCGAGCAUGGCGUGCAUGCAUGCAGCAUGGGCCUCUGCGGAGGGCGGUGUCCUGCUGGCUGGAUCACAGGCCAGCCCUUCCAGACUGGCGCCGCCAAGCCACCUUCCCCUACACUCUGCCCCCUCUCCAUGCGCGCAGUAUGCCCGUCAGCCGAUCGUGCAGCUGACCCUUCGGGGGAUGCUGGACAUGGGGCGCGACACCCUGAAGGGCCCUGCCUGCAGGAUCGCCAGCGCCCGCUUCGUGCAGGAGGAGCUGCCCAAGCGCCUGGCGCGCCGCCUGCUGGACCUCCAGCUCCUCCCUCACCUGGUGGUGACCAACCCCCACAUCCACCGCGUGUACACCGCCUACUUUCACACCCUGCAGACCUUGCUGGCCGUCCCCCCCGUCACCAGCCUCGCGCAGAACGAGGAGUUCACCGCCCUGCUCAAGCGCCUGGUGGACGAUCAUGCGCCCAUGCUGGAUUACCUGGCCACCGGACUGCGUGAGGUCAGGUCCCGGCCCCUCGUCGGCGAGCGGCUCCACCUCGACCCCUUCCUGGAGAACAUGCUGCGCAGCCGCAUCAGCCGCCGCACGCUGGCCGAGCAGCAUAUGUACCUAAACCAGGGGCGGCCGGGGUACGUCGGGGUCAUCUGCACCAACAUGAGCGUGGCCGAGGGUGUGGACUUUGCAGGGCAGCGCUGCCGGCAGGUCUGCAAUGAGACAUACGGCCUGGCGCCCGACGUCGUCAUCACCGGGGACAAACGGCUGACCAUCCCCUACGUCCCCUCCCACUUUGACUACAUGGUGUACGAGGUGCUGAAGAACUCCAGCCGUGCGGUGGUGGAGCGGCACCUGCAGCAAAGCGCGCACAGCGCCCUGGAGCGCCGGCUCCCUGCCAUCCACGCCCGCAUCUGCAGCGGCGAGGGGCAGGUCACGCUGAGGGUGUCUGACGAGGGGGGUGGCAUCCCCCAGCCGCUGGUGGACAGGAUUUGGGAGUUUGGAUUUACCACCAUGGGGAAGGAGCUGAUUGAUGGGGUGGAGAGGACUGAGGGGCUCGGCUUUGACCCCAGCUUUGGUGCGGGCUGGUCGGUUGCCCAGAUACCGGUGACCAGCGGCAACCGCUUCAGGAUGGGGGGCUUGGGGUUCGGACUCCCCCUUUCACGUCUCUAUGCGCGAUACUUUGGUACGUCAGCCGAGGAUGGGGCAGGAGGUGGCGACUUAGAAGUCCGCUCCAUUCAAGGGUAUGGAACAGACACGUUUCUGACCUUGAAGAAGCUGGAAGACGAGGACUGGCAGGAGGAGUAUGCAGAGGAUUAUACGUCGCCCAUGCCAAAUCUAUACCAUUGA
Messenger RNA from Auxenochlorella protothecoides, 1545 nucleotides. Its product is annotated as [3-methyl-2-oxobutanoate dehydrogenase [lipoamide]] kinase, mitochondrial. The record is from RefSeq and is a predicted model, not a curated record. Gene Ontology annotation, cellular component: mitochondrion. The coding region runs from base 1 to 1545 and encodes 514 amino acids. Gene Ontology annotation, molecular function: pyruvate dehydrogenase (acetyl-transferring) kinase activity. NCBI's taxonomy places the organism in Eukaryota, Viridiplantae, Chlorophyta, Trebouxiophyceae, Chlorellales, Chlorellaceae. Gene Ontology annotation, biological process: protein phosphorylation; regulation of glucose metabolic process. The transcript is spliced from 7 exons.